AUGCUCUGGAGCAGUUGGAAAAUAGCGUUAGGGUCCGAGCUGGAAGGAGGAGCAGCAGCAGGCUGUUGUGCAGGCUCGGCAGGAGCUGGAGGAGGCGGAGAAACCAUCUUGGCGGAACCAGAACCGGAAACAGGAGACGGAGUCUUUUUGGCCAGGUUUGCAAGGGCCUGUAACACGGAGGUUGGGUCUUUGGACGAGGAGGAGCCUGCAGGAGCAGAAGGCUCGACGGUGGGCUCGACAGCAAACUUGACUCUCUUUUUAGGGGGGGUUCCUGGAGGAGUGGUGGUACGGAAAUACUUAUCUUUGAUGGAUGUGAUUAUCGAUUUGUUGAACGUGUCUCCCUUGUCCCAUAUCUCUACGAGCUUACCAAUCUUCUCCUUCACGUCAGGUGAGGAAACAGGCACAGCGUCGUCAACAAGGUUCUCAAUCAUGGACUGGAUCUUGAAGACGGCCGAAUUGGCUGUUCCUUCUGGAGAAGACUCGGUAAUUUCUGUGGAAUCGGACUUGGAGACCUGGUCGAUUAAUCCUCUCACAAUCGCGUCCACAACAUACAGUGUACCCAAUUUGUUCGAAGCUGGCGUGGCCUUACAACACGAAUACAGUUUCGAAACAAGCUUGGACUCUUCAGACACGUUGUUGAGGAAAAUCUCUUUUAGUUUCUUGAUUCUUGUACCGGAAACUCCUGGCGGUUUCACUCCCGGUAAUUCUUUUAAUAUCGUUUCAAAUUCUUCAACAGACAUAGGUACAAAUACAAAUUACUCUUAG
Messenger RNA from Ogataea philodendri, 765 nucleotides. RefSeq lists its product as uncharacterized. The coding region runs from base 1 to 765 and encodes 254 amino acids. The transcript has a single exon. NCBI's taxonomy places the organism in Eukaryota, Fungi, Ascomycota, Pichiomycetes, Pichiales, Pichiaceae. The record is from RefSeq and is a predicted model, not a curated record.